Messenger RNA from Setaria italica (foxtail millet), 828 nucleotides. RefSeq names its product transcription factor SRM1. NCBI's taxonomy places the organism in Eukaryota, Viridiplantae, Streptophyta, Magnoliopsida, Poales, Poaceae. The coding region runs from base 1 to 828 and encodes 275 amino acids. Gene Ontology annotation, molecular function: DNA binding. The transcript is spliced from 3 exons. The record is from RefSeq and is a predicted model, not a curated record.
AUGGAUCGUAAGUUCAAUGGUGAGUGGAGUGCCUGUGAUAUCAAGAUAGUGAAAUCACUCAUUGCUAGUCGCAAUGCCAACAACAACUAUGCAGAUGACUUGAACAAGAAACACAAUGACAUUGUGAAUGACAUCCAAGCACGGUUCCCCUGGAAGGAGAGAGAUCAGGUAAUUGAAUUGUAUGUUGAGCUCGUGGUGGAGAUGAUUAGUCCGACACAGAGUGGAAAUCAGUUUGUGGUGGCAACCAACAACUCGGUGAAUGAUAACUUUGGGAUUCCUGUGGAGGAUCCAAACAUGGAUACGUUGUAUAAGGGGAGGUUUUGGACCAUAGAGGAGCACAGGCAGUUCCUUUGUGGCCUACGCGAGUACGGCCGCGGCAAAUGGAAGGACAUCUCAAGGGACUUUGUCACCACCAAGACACCAGUGCAGGUCUCCAGCCAUGCGCAGAAGUAUUUCCGUAGGCUGGAACGCACCUCCGAGAAGCAACGCUACAGUAUUAAUGAUGUUGGCCUCUAUGAUGCUGAACCUUGGGUGUUGAACAACUCUUCCAGCUGGGAGGCGCUCGCCUUUACUGGUGAUGCAUAUAACCCAAACUUCUAUGGGACCGGCAGGCAGCUUUCCACCAUGAACAACUUUUCACAGGUUUGGCCACCCUUCCUGUAUGGUGCUGAUCAGGCAAGCAGCAGCCAGGCUACUACAUGGGCUGGCCAGCAAAUGGGGGCUACAGCUCUAGCACUGGAGGGGGCUGGAAGCCAGAUGGCCUGGACUGGCGAUCAGCAAGGAGAUUUUCUCCCUGAGCAGUGGAUGGACAUGGAUAAGGAGUAUUAG